Messenger RNA from Tribolium madens (black flour beetle), 1609 nucleotides. Its product is annotated as probable cytochrome P450 6a14. The record is from RefSeq and is a predicted model, not a curated record. Gene Ontology annotation, molecular function: monooxygenase activity; oxidoreductase activity, acting on paired donors, with incorporation or reduction of molecular oxygen; iron ion binding. The transcript has 3 exons. NCBI's taxonomy places the organism in Eukaryota, Metazoa, Arthropoda, Insecta, Coleoptera, Tenebrionidae. Bases 1 to 1560 code for a protein of 519 amino acids.
AUGAAUACACUACUUUAUAAUUUCGUCUACGACUUCACUGUUCUUUUUGUAACGAUUUUAAUUGGUGUUCUUAUUUACUACAAAUGGAAAUUUACAUACUGGGUUAAAGUUGGUUUACCAACUCUUGCACCUACUUUUCCUUUUGGCGAUACAAAAGGAGUAAUGCUCGGUCAUCAAACCUUCGGUGAGCAAUUUCUAGAAUUCUAUAAUAAAAUUAAAACAAAUGGAUUUAAACACGGCGGUGUGUAUUUCUGUCUCCAACAAUUUUACGUCCCUGUUGACCCAGAAAUUAUAAAACACAUCAUGCAAAAAGAUUUUCACCACUUCAUGAACCAUGGAAAUUACUUUGAUUCGGAAAAUGAUCCUCUAAGUGGUCAUUUAUUCAAUUUAGAAGACGCAAAAUGGAAAAAUAUGAGAGUUAAUCUAACACCAACUUUUACUUCCGGAAAAAUCAAAAUGAUGUUUCAAACAUUAGCCGAUUGUGCCUCUGGACUUAAACCCAUUGUGGAUAAAGCAGCAAAAAAUCAUACCUCAAUAGAUAUCAAAGAUAUUUUAGCUCGAUUCACCACCGACGUAAUCGGUUCUGUUGCAUUUGGACUCGAAUGUAACAGUCUCAAACAUCCAGAAGCUGAAUUCCGAAAAUUCGGAAAACGGAUAUUUGAAAUUGAUGUCAUCGACCGGAUAAAAAUCCUUCUUCAACUGAUCUUCCCCCGAAAUAUUUUACAGGCAAUGAAAAUGAAAACAACCAAACCGGAAGUGGAAGAAUUCUUCAUGAAAGCAAUACGCGACACUGUGAAUUACCGCGAAAAAAAUAACAUCUACAGAAAAGACUUCAUGCAUUUACUUAUCCAGCUCAAAAAUCGAGGAGUUGUGACAGACGAUGGCAACAUAACGAGCGAUCAAAGUAAAACUGAUAAAGCAUUAUCACUGAAUGAACUCGCUGCACAGGCGUUUGUGUUUUUCUUAGCAGGAUUUGAAACGUCAUCAACGACUAUGACGUUCGCUUUAUAUGAAAUCGCAAGUAAUCCUCAGAUACAAGAAAAACUAAGAGAAGAAAUUAUAACAACAUUGGCAAAAUAUAACGGCGAAUUGAGCUAUAACGCAAUUAUGGAACUAGGUUACAUGGAAAAAGUCAUACAUGAAACUUUGCGCAAAUAUCCACCUUUGCCACUACUAAUUCGACAAUGUACCAAAGACUAUACUAUACCAAACACAACAAUUAGAUUAAAAAAAGGCGAUAUGGUUGGUAUUGCAGCUCAAGCUCUACAUUAUGAUCCCGAAUAUCAUCCUGAUCCUGAAAAGUUUGAUCCUGAACGAUUCUCCGAAGAAAAUAAAAAUAAGCGACCUGAUUUUACAUGGAUACCUUUUGGAGAAGGUCCAAGAGUUUGCAUAGGCCUGCGAUUCGGAAUGAUUCAAAGUAAAGUAGGUCUGACAACUCUUCUCCGUAAUUAUAAAAUUACUCUGAAUAAAAAAACUAAAGUACCGUUGGAAAUGGAUAAAAAAGCUUUCGUUUCAUCGCCUGAAGGUGGUGUCUGGUUGGACGUCCAAACGUUAGAAUGAAUCAGUUUAAUUUAUGUUUUUGUUGUCAAAUAAACAGCUUAUCAUUGUU